Molecule: messenger RNA, 951 nt
Organism: Trametes versicolor FP-101664 SS1
Lineage: Eukaryota; Fungi; Basidiomycota; Agaricomycetes; Polyporales; Polyporaceae
Exons: 4
Coding region: 1-951 (316 amino acids)
Source: RefSeq, a predicted model, not a curated record
AUGUUCUCCUUCGGAGCUAUGCUCCCUGAUAACAAGCCAGACCCGUCAGAUUCGGAGGACCAUUGCGCUCAUGCCUCCCCACACCACAUCGAGAAGGAUGAAUGCGUGUGGCUGCCGGACGGCGACAUCAUUCUUUUGCCUCGAAAUGAAGCGAUAGGGUUCUGUGUAUACCGAGAGGUCCUGGAGCGCGAGUCGAGGGUUCUCAAGGACGAAAUUGCGCGCCAGCUGCCUACAGCCACCACGACAGCAGACGGCCGUCCCGCCAUCUGCAUGCCAGACACCACACAUGAACUGCAAACACUGCUCUCCGCCUUGUUCAUAGGGAAGGACUACUACCAUGUCGCCGACAAGCCCUCCGCGAUUUGGUUCGUCUACCUCUCCGCGCUCGUCCGGAUGGGUCACAAAUACGAAAUACAAGACCUCGUCGACGAGGGCAUCGCGCGUCUCAAGAAGUACUACCCCGCGAACCCAACGGAAUGGGAAGACAUCCGGACACGCGAAAAAUGCCUCGAAACCUGCGCCACUGCCGCCACGCGCGUCGUCGCGCUCGCGCUACUCACCGACACCCCCACCCUCCUUCCGGGCGCGCUGCUCGACUGCUGCAUGCUCGCGACGCGCACCCAAGCCGACAUGUUCUACAAGAACGCCAAGGGCCCCAUCCACUGCCCCGAGCUCGAGGAGCUUCCCCCAGACAUGCGCGCGCGCGUCAUGGCGGGCACCGCGCUGCUCACGACCGCGCGGGCGGCGCGCACGCUGGGGGUACUCCGCGCUGUGCCGUGCCGUGUCUGUCGCCACCCGGAGCGCUGUGCGCUCGCGAUCCAACGGACUCUGCAGGACAUCGACAUGGGCAGCCUGCGCGAGGCGACGCGCGUGCGCCACUGGUACGAGCCGCUGCAUGGGUGGCUCUGGGAGGGCAGGGAGGGCGGGGAGCAGAACCUAAGAGUGGGUUAA